Molecule: messenger RNA, 3757 nt
Organism: Oreochromis aureus
Lineage: Eukaryota; Metazoa; Chordata; Actinopteri; Cichliformes; Cichlidae
Gene: rtn4rl2a
Product: reticulon 4 receptor-like 2 a
Exons: 4
Coding region: 123-1502 (459 amino acids)
Cellular component (GO): plasma membrane
Molecular function (GO): protein binding
Source: RefSeq, a predicted model, not a curated record
GACACUGGUAGCCAUCAACCGGCACACUCUCAGUCGCUCCGACUCGGGAACCAGGGCAUCAGCGGAGAUAGCAGGCUUUACUUCGCGGUCUUAGGCUAACUCGCUUUGGGCUUUGGUUCAGAAUGGAAACGUCUACUUUUUCUCGGAGCCGACGAUGCUCCAUCAUGCGCAGCUGCAAAAGCGGUCUUUCCCUCUGGCUGGUGGUGUGGCUAGUCCUUGGCAAGCCAAGUCCGGCAUCGGCAUGUCCGCACCUGUGUGUGUGCUAUCCGACGCCGAUGACUGUGAGCUGCCAGGCGCAGAACUUCACCGCCGUUCCUGUCGGAGUGCCGUACGAGUCGCAGCGCGUGUUUCUCCAGAACAACAGGAUCACGGAGCUUAGAGUUGGCUCUUUUGGCUUCGGAACUCAGGUUCUGUGGCUGUUUUCCAACAACAUCACGUGGAUUGAGGCAGGGGCCUUCAGUGAGCUGAGGGACUUGGAGGAGUUGGACCUGGGGGAUAACCCUAACCUCCACAGGUUGGAGGGGGGAGCCUUCCGUGGCCUUGAGAAGCUCCAGAGCCUCCACAUGCACCGCUGCCGGCUCACUGCCCUGCCCCAUGACAUCUUCCACAAGCUUUACAGUCUGCAGUUCCUUUAUCUGCAGGAGAAUAAUCUUCACUUCCUGCAGGAUGACAUCUUUUCUGACCUCAUCAACCUGAGUCAGCUGUUCCUGCAUGGCAACCGUAUCCGUACCCUUUCAGAGAACGUGUUCCGUGGCCUGGUCAACCUCGAUCGCCUUCUCCUCCAUGACAACCGCAUCAGACAGGUGAACCGCCGGGCCUUCCGUGACCUUGGCCGCCUGACAAUGCUCUUCCUCUUCAAUAACUCUCUGGCUGAGCUGCCCAGCCAGACUCUGAGGGACACCCAGGGCAUCGAGUUCCUCCGCCUCAAUGCCAACCCCUGGUCUUGUGGGUGUGAGGCCCGUGCCCUGUGGGAGUGGUUCCGUGAGGCCCGUGUCUCCUCAUCUGAAGUCAUCUGCUCUUCCCCUUCCACCCGUCGUGGCCAGGAUCUCCGCUUCCUUCGUGAGAUGGACUUCGCCCUCUGCCCCUUGCCUGACCCUGGCUCCAUUGCCGGCUCCACCACCACCACCUUCAGCACCAAGACCCGCUGGUGGUUCCACAAGAACAAGCCCCAGUCAUCCACUAAAGGUGUCUUCGAGAAAGCCUCAGAGACUGUGAAGGCCGGUUUGUACGGAAAGGGCCCGUCCACAAUCACCUCAGCAGUCAAGUAUGAGCUGGGAGAGGAUGAGCUGGCGCUGCCCAAACUCGAGCAAGAAGAGUACUGGGCAAACUAUGGCAAUGAGGACUCAGGUGUCACCCUGCGGUGCUUUGAGCUUGAAUGUCCACCUGAGUUCGACCUGCCUCCAUCUUCCUCCUCUCUCAGAUCCUCCUCACCCUCUUUCCUUUUACUACUAGCCCUUUCUGUUUUCACCCUCUGCCUCAACCUUCACCUGCUAUUUGGCUGAAUCUGACUCUUAGUACCACACCCCUACCCUUCCAGCCUGUUUUAAAGGCUGUGAGGAUCCCUGUUAGACUUUCUACACCCCCUUUGCCCACUUUGCUGUAAGCAAAUCCUCAAGGCACAGCAAGGGAGAUGGGGGGGACGGUUAGAUUUGAAAUCUACCAACUACAGGGCUUAACACUUUUCAGGGCUGCUAAGAGUUCUUCAGCUAAGGUAUAUGUUUAUCUACAAUGCUCUGCAGGUAUGGCUUUCUCUGCCUUACCUGUAUGAUGUCAUGUUAUGAUUCCCUGUAAUCAGGGCUACGAGGGCUGAGUCCAUCUCUAGUACAAACGCAAUUUGAUAGCAGCUGUGAAUGAUGUUGUCAAUUCUGUCACCUCAACUUAUUUAAAACUACUAGUGCUUUUAGUGCAUCCAAAUAACUGGUUGCUACGAAUGCUACAAUUACUGUUAGAAUCAGUGCACAGUAAUGAAAAUACUGUAACCACUUAAAGUGUCAUGUAAAUAGUUAUGUGUACUGUGAGUGUUCAAACUAAUAUCUGUGGUUCAUCACAAUCAUGUUCAUCUUGAUCCAGAAAAACUGUGAAGGCUUGUGCUUCUACAGGACAGAGCACCAGGCGCAAUGAAGCUGAGGGUCUUAGAGCGAGAGAGGAGAAAGGGAAACAAAGUGAGGUUGAGCGGGAGCAAAAGGAACAAGAGAGAGAUGCACGGACGUCAUAGAAGAGGGAAGGGAGACAAAAUGGCAGUGAGAGGAAGGGAGGAGAUUUCAAAGGAAACAGCUUUAGAAAGAAGAAGAUGUGGGUGGGGAGGGGAGUGUUCAGGCAGCAAUAAGAAAAGACGCAGAAAAACAGCGAGACAGAACAGAGGACAGUGCUGGCGGUAGAAGCAGCAAUUUGCAGGAGACAAAUAAUAAAUCUACUCAUCAGUAGUUGUUCCAUCCAUUAUACUCAUACCGUUCACCAUUUUCUGUAUAUAUAGUGUUGUUUUGCGACAACCACAGGGAAUGAAUGCUUCCUGUCAGGAAGCCAGAGAUUUUGUUUUUUGGAUGUCUUUCUGUGACAUAUUGAUAUAAUGUGUGAUGAUUGUUGACUUGGAUGCAGAUGAAGAUCUUGAUAAAAAAGAUAUAUUGAAUAUUUCUUGAAUCAUUCUUUUCUUGGGGGCAGUUUUUGCUGAAUAUAUUUUAACUGGAGGAAUUCAGAGGUGUACUUUACCACCUUAAAACAAAUGUGGGAUCAAAAUGCACAAAUUGUCUCAGUGCAUCUGUAGUGUGGUGACUACACUGGACUGAAAGGACUGAUCACUUGGCCACAUGGAAAGCUCUGACUUAACGGGCAUCUGUGUGUGUGCAUAAAUGGGGAUGAAUGGAUUCUCAAGUAGGCAACACUGCAAAAGGCAAGUACGUCAGUAGGUUUCUCACUUUUGUGAUUCAUCAACAGGCGAUGCCAAAUGGACAGACAAAGCGCAAACUGGCUGAUUUGUAAAUACACCAAGAGAGCAAUGAGAGAGUCUGGAGAGAGACAGAAAUCAGAGUUAAAUUUAGGCUGAAAGACUGACACACAGAAAGACUAAUGGAAAUGGUAUGAGGUGAAACAGGAAAAAUGUGCUGAGGCAGCAGGCUGGAGAAAUGCUCUGAUGGAGCAACACAAGAAGAGAAAAACAAAAGAAGCAGCAGGAAGUUACCUUAUACACAAAAAUUCUAGAUAUCCAUCAGGAAGGUUUAUUAAUUGCUUCUUCUUGAAAACAAUUUACUGUACUGACUUGGAAAAAAGGGAAAGAUAGUGUAGGUGUACAGCUACUCUUUUUCCUAACAGUCUUUUAAAUUACUCACUGUUAUCCUAAAGCUCUCUUGAUCUCUCGAGGGUAAAGACAGGAUGAAAAGAGGUGAUGUCUGGCUGUGACGGUGGUGAGUAGGGCAAGGCAAAGAUGUAGUAGGAGUGAAAGAGUAGGAGGUAGUGAGCCACGUACAAGCCAGUUGGCCUUGCAAGGGUUACAGAAAACUAGUUCCUCUUUGAGAUUUUCUUUUUUUUUUGCCAACUGACUUCCCCAUUAGGAGUGAUUUUGGAAAAUACUCAGUGUCAUCUUUGUCAGCUUUUUUAGUCUCUUACAAAGUCUAAUGGAGGAGGUCAAACUGAGCCCGGGUGCUCUUCAGUGGCCAUGACAGUGAGGUCACUGUCAGAUGACCAAAGUGCCAGUUAUACCAUUUCCAAUUUUUGUUUGUUUUUCUGUCUGCAUGUUCUAUGUUUUGUAUCUGAAAAAGAAAUG